AUGACUUCAAAGCAGUCCUUCAUCUGGCAGGACAAUGGAGAGACAUUCUCCUGCCACUGGGAAAGGGCCAAGCCCGUUUCAAAUGCAUUCGCAACGCUCAACUUAGUAUUGCGACUGACAGACCCCGGACAAGGACAGAGCCAGGCCACCGAAGAUAAUGUCGUGCUCGCCUUUCUUGCGGAUACGGCUCGUCGUUCGCCUCAUCCACCGGAGUCGCUGGUCAAACUGCUCAUCCCACUGCACCGCGGCUUUAUAGUCCGAUCCGACUUCCUCACCGUGAGAAUGAUACGUUGCCCGAUUGUGCAGUGCGUCCAGGAGCUCUGUUUUCCGAACCAGUAUCUGGAGGUACCCGGGCCUCACGUCUCUGAAUUCGACGAGCUCAGCCGCUAUGCGGUUGGCGCGGUGGUACUGCGUUCCGACAAGGAUUGCUCUUCAGCUAUGCAGCAACUUGACGAAGAACUCCAGAACCGCAUUCCACGGUCAUAUGUGCUGUCUACGCCGUUGGAAAACGAUCACCUGGUGAUUGCAGGUCAUCGGCAUCCAGCGGUAAUGGCAGGCUACCUUGCCUCUGCCGCCGCUCUGGGCAUCCGUGUUACACUCGUUGACGGCGAAGGAGAAUUUCUCCCCGUGGAGAGACGGUCGGGUGCGGUUGCGAAAUGCAUCCCGAUUGACAUGACAGCGGACGACGGGCUUGCAAGUCGUAUCGUCGACGCCCUGGCUGCGACGGGGGAGAAAUACCACGGAAUCACCACGUUCACAGAUACCUGGCUGAUCCCUGUGGCCAAGGCAGCGCAGGCUCUGGGACUACCUACUACGUCUCUGGACACGGUAGAGCUCUGCCUGGACAAGCACGCCACGCGCCAGCUCUGCCCCGAUGGAUUCCAGCCCCUGCGAAUCAAGACCGUGGCCGACCUACAGAGCCACCUGUCCAGCUCCCAGCUUGACUAUCCUCUGAUAGUGAAGCCCUGCACCGCAUGGGGCUCACAGGGCGUCCACAAAGCGUCCACCGAAGAGGAGCUACUCGCGGCCGUUGCGCAGGCGCAGGCUUCAGCAAAAGGCUCGGACCUCCUCAUCGAUCGGUACGUCGAUGGGCCCGAGGUGGACGCGAAUUUCGUCCUGCAGGAUGGCGAGAUCCUGUUCUUCGAGCUAGUCGAUGGCCUCCCCUGCACCGCCGAGGUGGACAGCCCGGGCCACCCGGGCGACUUCCUGGAGACAGACGAGAUUUGGCCGACAAACCAUCCGCAGCGGGAAAGCGACAUGAUCCGGUCCCGUCUCCACAGCAUCCUCCUCCGCACCGGCGUCCGCACCGGCGUGUUCCAUCUCGAAGCGCGGAUUGAAAACUCCGCCAUGCACUAUACCCUGCAGGACGGAGUCCUUGACUUGCGUCCCCGCGCGGCAGAGCCCGCCGGUGACCCAUCCGCCUUCUUACUCGAGAUCAAUCAGAGGGUACCGGGGCACGGCGGAAGUUGGGGCACCGCAUUAGCGUACGGGAUCGACUAUCCAGCCAUCUACAUGCUCGGGGCUCUGAAUGAGAAGCAACGGUUUCGGUCGCUUUCCGUUCCGUUUGCGAACGGAGCUCCGCAAUGGGUUGAUAGCGUUUUCAUCAACUCGGACCAGGCGGGUGUUUAUGAUGGAGACGAUGUCUGCCAGGACCUGCGGAAGCGCAGGCCAGACCUCAUGACGCACGUGCAGUACAGCAAUUGCUAUUACGGCAAUGGGGAGACCAUCACGGAUUCGCCAGCGCGGAUUGCGCUCUUCGUUGUGGCUUCCCAUGAAAGUCGGCAGAAGGUCUUGGAGAUUUCAAAGGAAAUCCGCCAGUGGGUUGAAGUGAAGGUGCGGUAA
Aspergillus clavatus NRRL 1 is the source of this 1842-nucleotide messenger RNA. RefSeq lists its product as uncharacterized. Lineage: Eukaryota; Fungi; Ascomycota; Eurotiomycetes; Eurotiales; Aspergillaceae. Gene Ontology annotation, molecular function: ATP binding; metal ion binding. The record is from RefSeq and is a predicted model, not a curated record. The transcript has 2 exons. Bases 1 to 1842 code for a protein of 613 amino acids.